Phanerochaete carnosa HHB-10118-sp is the source of this 835-nucleotide messenger RNA. RefSeq lists its product as uncharacterized. The record is from RefSeq and is a predicted model, not a curated record. Bases 321 to 743 code for a protein of 140 amino acids. The transcript has 4 exons. Lineage: Eukaryota; Fungi; Basidiomycota; Agaricomycetes; Polyporales; Phanerochaetaceae.
CGACGUUCUGCGUGGCAUAUGUUGCGCCGUGAAAUCUUCACUGCUCGGUGAAGCGGACGUCUGUCGAAUUUUGUCACUCUAACUCCGGCACUAGCUAUAAUUUGACCUCUGCAAUACUACGGCGUAUGUCGUUGUGCUCAUGGCCGAGAUAUGAAUCACAGCAUCCUUGACUCUACUGACGUGGCUGAGGCCGGCUUCUGCAGAUAUAAGAUGAGCUUUUCGAGGAGCCUGAGUUUUCAGGCACCUCAGAAGCUCGUCUUGGGCACAGUUCUCCUUUCACUUCCAAUCUUCACUUCCUUCACACAUCAGACUAGAGGAUCAUGUCCAGUACUGAGGAACAAAAGCUAGCGUUCUUGUCAUCCCCUCGGUAUGCCGUUGUUGGUGCAUCCAAGGACGAGACUAAGGUCGGCACCAAGGUGCUGAAGUGGUAUGUUGAGCACGGCAAGGAGGUCACUCCUGUGCACCCGAAGGAGAGCGAAAUCCAGGGUCUUGCGGCUGUACCCACCCUUGCAAACCUUCCUGACCCGACACACACUUCCGUGAGCGUUGUCACCGGCCCUAAGGUUACGCUCAGCGUCCUCGAGCAGGCCAAGGCUCUUGGGAUUCCCCAGAUCUGGCUGCAACCCGGCACGGACGACGAGAAUGUCACGAAGUACAUCAAAGACAAUGGUCUUGCCGAUAAGGUCGUCUACGGAGGCCCCUGUGUUCUUCGCGAGGGCGACGGCCUGCUCAAGAGCACGUGAAGUGCUUCCGAGCACUGAAUAUUGAUGAUCCGCCAUAGAUGUCGCGUGUACCCGUAUUUAGAAAACCCUGCUGUAUAGUGUCGUACCCCUAC